Theileria orientalis strain Shintoku is the source of this 465-nucleotide messenger RNA. Its product is annotated as translation initiation factor eIF-1A. Lineage: Eukaryota; Apicomplexa; Aconoidasida; Piroplasmida; Theileriidae. The coding region runs from base 1 to 465 and encodes 154 amino acids. Gene Ontology annotation, biological process: translational initiation. The record is from RefSeq and is a predicted model, not a curated record. The transcript is spliced from 4 exons. Gene Ontology annotation, cellular component: cytoplasm. Gene Ontology annotation, molecular function: translation initiation factor activity; RNA binding.
AUGCCUAAAAACAAAGGAAAGGGAGGUAAAAAUCGUAGACGCGGUAAAAACGAUAAUGAGGGAGAAAAGAGAGAAUUGGUGUUUAAAAUGGAAGACCAAGAGUACGCCCAGGUGCUUCGGAUGCUCGGUAACGGCCGUCUCGAGGCCUACUGUUUCGACGGGACAAAACGUCUAUGCCACAUAAGGGGUAAAAUGAGGAAGAGAGUAUGGGUAAACGCGGGAGACAUCAUACUGGUCUCACUCAGGGACUUUCAGGACAGCAAGGCCGAUGUAAUCGCAAAAUAUUCAGCCGAGGAGGCACGCACGCUUAAGGCGUACGGGGAGCUGCCGGAAGCGACGAAGAUCAACGAGACAGACGUGUUCGACGACGAGGGCGACGGAGGAAUAGACUUCCAGGACGUGUCGGACGAGGCGCAGGAGGAGUCAGAGGAGGAGGAGUCGGACUUCGAUAUUGACGAUUUGUAA